AGCAGGUCGGGCCAGCCUUAGCCCUAACCUAGCGAUUGGGCCACCGCCAGCAACUCAAGCCUCUUGUUUUUUUUUUUUAGGGUGGGCUGACUGUAAGGGUUGCAAUGGGUCAGGUAUGGGUCCGGUUCUACUGGAUGUGGACCUGGACCUGAAUAGCAUUCGGUCUAAAAUUUAGUAUCUAGACCGGUCGGAUUCCAGGUCUACCUAUCGUAUCUUGGGUCUUGUAGGAUCCAUUGACAGCCUUAGGCCCGACGGGGGCCCUUUCCCCUUGCUAGCGGGGAAUUUGGAAGCAUUGAAUGACGGGAAAUGUUUCUAUUGCGAUUUUGAAUUGAGGCUUAGCCCUAACUUUUUGCACGAGUUACAAAUUUGUUGAAGAAUUUUUCAUGUGAGAGAGAAAUUUGCAGUAAGAGAGGGAGGGUGAGGGGCUUACCAUUUGCCAUCAAAUGGCUUACGAGGAUGCACAGUCUCAGGAUUCCCAAUGGACUGCUUUUAGAAAUGCCGAGAAGAAAUACAAACUCUACAAGAACACCAAGCUCAAGCGCCCUGCUGCUGAUUUAUCAGAGGUUUUGGAUUUUAGAGCAAUACUCCACUCUUUUGUGCAAAACGGGACAACUCCUCCUGGAAUUUUUAAGCUCAAUAGAGAUUUCGAUCGACCAGUAUUUUGCUUUGAAGAGCGUCCUGGAUUUUAUUUUAUUCCGGGAGCAAUUGGUAUUGAGGAGCAGUGCUAUUGGGUUCGUGAGAGUCUAACAAGUUUUCCUCAGCCUCCUAAUAGGACCAACCACAAUGCAAUAUAUGGUGAAAUUCAAGAUCUAUUCCUCGCGGUUCAAGGCCAGAGACUUUUGGUUGAAGUGGGGGACCCUAUAGCAGCUGUUAAUCAUAGAAUAAACUCUGAUGAGAAGCCGCUAAAUUUGGAUGAUCGAAGAUGGGCAUUCAUGGAGAAAACAAGUGGCAUUUCAAAUGGGUCACGCAAGUCCAUUGAUGCAGCUGUUCUAUUGAGGAAGCUUCGUUGGAGUACUCUUGGUUUGCAAUUUGACUGGUCCAAGAGGAACUAUGAUAAUUCUCUUGCACACAACAAGAUCCCAGACAAGCUUUGCCAUCUUGCAAAGAAAUUGGCGGCACCUGCCGUGGAAAAGGGUGAUUUCAAGCCAGAAGCUGCCAUAGUUAAUUAUUUCGGUUCUGACGAUACGCUUGGUGGUCACCUUGAUGACAUGGAAGAAGAUUGGAGUAAGCCUAUUGUGAGCAUCAGUCUAGGAUGUAAAGCUAUUUUUCUCUUGGGAGGGGACUCUAGGGAGGACCCACCAAUUGCAAUGUUCGUUCGGAGUGGCGAUGUGGUGUUAAUGGCAGGACCUGCAAGAGAAUGCUUUCAUGGUAUAUUCAAGUUUCAUGGACGCAUAUCUGGAAGGAGGCCAAUCAGGUGGCCAACAAUGUAGCUAAGCAAGGAGCUGCGCAAAUACCGCUUUAACUGUUGCUGCUUGUUUUUGCUUUUACCUAUGUAUCGACUCGUUUUGUCUUAGUUUACGUGCUUACAUCUUUUUUCUUUUUCAGGUUAUGUAUAUUCCCUUUUUGGGCUCUAGGCAAGGUCUGUGAGUUCUUGUAAAUUGUAUUUUCUUUUAAUGUUAAUACAAUGUUAACAGCUUCAAAAAAAUAAACAAAUAAAUAAAUCUGUGAUACAUAGGUAGAGACAAAGUUAUUACAAUUGGAAACUUUGGAAAUAUGGAGUAACUUGUCUUUAUGGUUUGUCAUGGAAGUGUGUGCCAUAUUGUCUCUGUCUCCUCAAAUCCUCAUUUGCAUAAGCAACAUGAAGAUCGCUAUAGUCUUAGCAUGGAAGUUGAGACACUGUUACUGUCGAUUUUUUCUGAGCCAUGGAACAUGAAGUGGGUAGAAUACUUAGGCUCCAAUCAGUAGGCAUGUUCUCACACUUUCUAUGGGGAUUACUUGAGUUUAACUAACAAGAAAUCAGAAGAAGUAGAGUGAACAAUAGAGCUCUCACUAUAACUUGGUAUAGAAGUUGGUGACGCAGCCCAAAGGCAUAUUCUUGCGCUUCAUGUUGUGUGCAACAGGAUUAUGAGGCAUGCAAUUGGAGUACAAGAUAAUAAAUCUUUCAGGAUUAUGAGGCAUGCAGUUGGAGUACUAGGAGGUUGACAGAGCCGGUAUGAAUUUUCAGGAUUUGAUGAAUAAAUCUUUCCCUUUUAUGCUUUUAAGAUGUACAAGAUAAUGCCAUUGAAUCAUAGCUGGUUAAGAGUAAUUGGGAUUAGGAAUACUUGUGAUGAAAUGGAAAUACCCCCUAACGGUUGUGACAAUAUGUAUUUAAGGAGAAUACAAGCUGGUUGUGCAGACUUUGAUAUCUUUGUAAAUGAAACUUAUUUGAGUCUCUUUGA
Molecule: messenger RNA, 2378 nt
Organism: Amborella trichopoda
Lineage: Eukaryota; Viridiplantae; Streptophyta; Magnoliopsida; Amborellales; Amborellaceae
Source: RefSeq, a predicted model, not a curated record